CGCUCCGAAAGCUACAAAAUGGCAACUUUGGUACAAGACAAUAUUCGGCAGUUACUUGAGAACGAAACGUCUGUCUUUUUGGAUGUUUCAAAUUUAUUAUUACGAUUUGCUAAUAACCUAAUACGAUAUCCUAAAGUUGCCAAAUAUGCUAACAUUCCUCUGGGGAAAAAAGCCUUCACUGAGCGAAUGUUGCCUUCAAUUGGUGGAGUCGAAUGCCUGCUUGUUAUGGGCUUUGAAGAAGAUGAUGAAUAUCUUCGAUUUCCAGAGACCAGUUCUUUGUCCAUUGUACGUGAAGUGCAGAGACUUUUAGCUAGUGCUCGCCUUAAGGUCCUUUCUGAGCAUGCUCUAAAAGGCAUGAGUACACCAUCACCUUCAGAUGAGCGGGCCUUUCUGAUGAAGGUCCAUGGCACAUAUGAUCAUGUGAUGGUGUAUGAAGAGGUGAUGUUGCAACAGAAAGCACUUCAGGUUAUGCCCCUUAGUGAACUUAAACAGAAAGCCCAAAGAAAGCUGCAAAGAUCGAACCAAGGAUCUUCAAAUAACCAGCCUUUGGAUUUACAAGAUUAUCUAAUAUUGGAAUUACUAAGAUGGUUUAAAAGUAGCUUUUUCCAGUGGAUGGACGCUCCACCAUGUCGGAAUUGUCAGGCAUCCACACAGGCAGCUGGUGGACAAGUACCAACAUCUGAGGACCUCAUGUGGGGUGCGCAAACAGUAGAGGUGUACAGGUGUACAGUAUGUACAGCCAUCACAAGGUUUCCCAGAUAUAAUCAUCCAGGUAAGCUGCUUGAGACGAGGACUGGGCGUUGUGGGGAGUGGGCUAAUUGCUUCACCCUGUGUUGUAGAGCUGCUGGCUUUGAAGCAAGAUAUGUUCUCGAUUGGACAGACCAUGUGUGGACAGAAGUUUAUUCAAAUUCUCAGAAACGUUGGAUGCAUUGCGAUGCAUGUGAAAACACCUGUGAUAAACCUUUGCUUUAUGAACAUGGAUGGGGCAAGAAGUUAUCAUAUGUUAUAGCAUUCUCAUGCGAAGAGGUUGUAGACGUGACAUGGCGGUAUUCUUCAAAGCAUGAUGAAGUCCUUAGGCGGAGAACACUAUGCCGUCAAGAGGUACUGAUGGACAAACUGGCAAAGUUGAACCUACAGCGACAGCGCAGUAUAUCUUCAUUUCGAAAAGCAGUUCUGGAAGAGAGGUUUGCAUUAGAACUUGCGGAGUUCAUAGCACCUAAGAAAGUUCAAGAUGGAGAAGGCCAAGGAAGGAUCUCUGGGUCACUAGCCUGGAGGACUUCCAGAGGGGAGACAGGUGAUGCAGCACAGGGAGUUGGCACCUCCAUAAUGGAAGGCACAGGUUAUAAAUUUCAACUUACAGAGAUUGAAAAAGGAAGCAAGACAAUCCAUGUGCAAUAUUCACCUUCAAGUAAUACCUACCAGCGGGUUUCCAGUGGCAACAGCGUGUUGGAAGACUGGGAAAGUGGGGUGUUUACUAUGAGUAAUGUCAUCUUAAAGGAGGAGUUUGAUUGGAAGAUGGUGUAUUUAGCCAGAGUUGAAGGCAGUCAAGAAGCCUUUAUCACCUGGAAAUUUGAUGCGGCAAACACAGGUUUAGUGGUAGACCAUGUUGACAUUAAGGUAUCAAGUAAAACAUAUGAGUCUGGUAGGAUCAUCUGGACAAUAUGUGAUGAUCAAAAAACUCUAAAGCUUAAAGGAGAUGGAGAGAUUGCAAGAAUAUCUGAACUAGAGGGCGCUACAGAGGUUACCCUGAAAGCGGACAUGAGUGGCGGCAAAGGUGAUGUUGCAUGGCAGCACACACAGCUAUUCAGAAUGGGGUUAAACGACAUGGUUAAUUAUCCAUUUGAUGUAAAAAUAAUACUUAAGAAUGCAUAAGAAUAUAUACUUCAUAUUUAAAGAAAUACUUUAUAGAAUAUAUGUUAAUAUGGGAAAAGUGAAAAAGAUAUGUAUAUUAUUUAUUCAAGUAAAUAAUAAGAAAUUUAUAAAGGGAAAUGAUAUGGGGAAAAAAGAUACUUGUAGCGCAAAAACCUUCAUCUAAACCACUGAUAUCCGCAGCAAACAAAUUAUUUAAAAUAUAAGAUACAAAUACAAUAAUAUUUAAACAUUUAACUAAAUUAUUGCAAAAUCAUAUUUCAAUAAUGUAUAAGUAGUCCAAUGAAUUUAAUAUGAAUGUACAGUGAAAUUAAAACGUAAAACUAAUAUAAAUGUCAUAUACACUAUAUUCAAAUAAGGUAUAUAUGCAAAAGUAGGACAACAGCAGUUCUUUGAAGUACAAAUAUAUUUUAUACUGUAAUAUGUUACGUUUUUCUCAUCCAGCAGUAGUACAUGUUAGUGAUUAAACCAAAGACUGACCCUCUAACAAUUAAGCCCGACCUUUCUUAAGUUGGUAUUCUAACUAUUCUUAUAUCCUGCAAAGAAAAUUGAUUUGACAAUCACAAGGGAAUAUCAAGCCUAACAAGAGAUUAUGCUUUUUGUAGAAUUUUCUGUAUCCACAUUGCGAUGACGUGAUGCUAGAACAGAUUCACUCAUGUGUGACCGUCCUACGUUUUCUGCACAACAAAGAUUUGGCCAAAUUACCUCCUAGAAUCCAUGUGAAAACAUUGUUGUGCAAUCAAAAGCUCCCUAAGAUCUGCUAUGUACUGCCCUCUAUAUGUAGGUCAGCCCUUCCACUUUAUUCAUCUCUAGCAUUUUUCCAAAUCUACUAGUAUUCACAAUUUACAUAAAAAUUAUUAUUUGUACGUACUAUGUGUAUAAUAUUGGCCAACCCUAAGGUCGAGCUAAUAGACUAGAGCAAUUUAGGAUAUGAUGCAAAUGCAAAUGAUAUUUAAAAAUAGUCGGCUUUCUCUGAACAAUUAUGAAGACCUUAAAUUAAUUGCAAUAAAUGUUAGCCAAAUAUUUUAAAAU
Molecule: messenger RNA, 2901 nt
Organism: Anneissia japonica
Lineage: Eukaryota; Metazoa; Echinodermata; Crinoidea; Comatulida; Comatulidae
Product: peptide-N(4)-(N-acetyl-beta-glucosaminyl)asparagine amidase-like
Exons: 12
Coding region: 19-1872 (617 amino acids)
Biological process (GO): protein quality control for misfolded or incompletely synthesized proteins; glycoprotein catabolic process; protein deglycosylation
Cellular component (GO): cytosol; cytoplasm; nucleus
Molecular function (GO): peptide-N4-(N-acetyl-beta-glucosaminyl)asparagine amidase activity
Source: RefSeq, a predicted model, not a curated record